Parastagonospora nodorum SN15 is the source of this 1293-nucleotide messenger RNA. RefSeq lists its product as hypothetical. The transcript is spliced from 4 exons. The record is from RefSeq and is a predicted model, not a curated record. The coding region runs from base 1 to 1293 and encodes 430 amino acids. Gene Ontology annotation, molecular function: aldehyde dehydrogenase (NAD+) activity. Lineage: Eukaryota; Fungi; Ascomycota; Dothideomycetes; Pleosporales; Phaeosphaeriaceae.
AUGGGCAUCCCCGAGAAGAUUGAAACUCGGCUCUUCAUAAAUGGCGAAACUUCUGCGCUCGAAUUGAUACAAACUGAUGCUGGCACAGUUCACGAGGCGUCCGAGGAAGACACAGACAAGGCUGUAGCUGCUGCGAAAGCUGCGUUCCCAGCAUGGUCUGCAUUAUCACCAGACAAGCGUGCUCAAUACUUCAAGAAGCUUGCAAAUUUGAUUCGCGAGAAUAAUAACGAGCUCGGUGCACUGGAAGCCAUCUCGAUGGGCAAGCCGCUUGGAGCUUUCUUCGAUGCUUACGCAUGCGCCGCUAAGUGGGAGCGUUACGCCGAAGCAGGCUUCAACGUGCAGGGCACUACCAGCGUUCAAACCCCAGGCUACCUCAACAUGACUUUGAGGCAGCCGUAUGGCGUAGUUGCCGCCAUUAUACCAUGGAAUGUCCCGCUGCUCUUUCUGGCAAGUAAACUGGCGCCAGCUUUGAUUGUCGGAAACACUGUGGUGCUGAAGAGUUCCGAGAAGGCACCAUUAACGUCAGCCAAGAUAGCCGUCUUGGUUAAAGAAGCCGGCUUCCCUCCUGGCGUUGUCAAUAUCAUCACUGGGUUUGGGAACGUCAGCGGUUCCAUUCUCAGUCAUCAUAUGGAUGUGCGAGCUUUAUCGUUUACUGGCUCAGGCCGAACCGGACGGCUCAUCCAAGCUGCUGCAGCGAAGUCAAACCUAAAGCAAGUUUUCCUUGAGCUUGGUGGUAAAUCACCGGCAGUGGUUUUCGACGAUGCCGACGUCGAGCAAGCGGUCAAGGAGACUGCAUAUUCAAUUCAAACCAAUUCGGGGCAGGUGUGCAUGGCGAACUCGCGCGUGUAUGUACAAGACACCAUCUCCGACAAGUUCAUUGCACUUUUCAAACAGCAUUUCGAAAAUGAAGUCAAAACAGGAGAUCCGCUCGAGAAGUCGACGAACCACGGACCACAAGCAGACGAAAUUCAGCACAAAACAGUCCUGCAGUACCUCGAAUCAGGGAAGCAAUCUGGCGGUGAACUCUUAAUUGGUGGUGCUGCUCCUUCGGAUCGCGAAGGUUAUUAUAUUCAGCCGACAAUCUUUAAAAACACGCCCGAAGACGCGAAGAUCAUGAAGGAGGAGAUUUUCGGACCAGUGGUCAAUAUCAAUGUCUUCAAGGACGAAGAUGAGGUCCUUGCGAAAGCAAACAACACAGAAUAUGGACUAUACGCGUCAGUCUACACAAAGAACAUUGACCGCGCGUUGAGAUUCGCCAAGGGCCUCGAAGCUGUAAGCCAACUCUAUGCAUGA